UCACUAACACAUGAUGACUGCUUCAAUAUCUGCCACUUUCUCGCCAUAGUUAUUGCGUUCAUAUACAUUCUUUUAGAUCCCUGGGUGCAGACACCAUUCCUUUGAACGAAAUGGAAAUGGAUGAAGUAGAAAAUCCCGAGGAAUCAACAGAGAAUCGAUCUACGAAGGAAAUCAAAAUCCACGAGUUCGAUGACCUUCUCAAAAUAACCGGUGGUUUCGGUCGCUAUCAAAUGGUUCUCUAUGCUUUUAUGUGUCUGGUUUCUAUUCCUACCGGCGCUCAACUCUUAAUUCAGGUAUUUUACGGCGCUUCGCCUCCCUUCGUCUGUGUUUCGACGUCGAGAAAUGAAACAUGUGCCUCUGGUUGCUGUUCAAGUUGCCAUGAGUAUGAAUUCCGUGGCCCUUUUACCAGCGCUGUCUCUCAAUGGAAUCUAAUCUGUGACCGCCGACACCUGAAAGCCAUGACUCAAGCUGUUUUUAUGGCUGGUCUCUUCGUUGGUGCAAUCACAUUUGGUAGCAUCUCGGAUCACUUUGGAAGGAAGUUCUCAUUCUUCUUGAGCGUUGGAGUUCUGGCUACUUUCGCCUCGGCCUCCGCUGUCGCGGACUGUCUGUCGCUGUUCUCUUUGUUUCGCUUCUUUGCCGGGGCUGGGACCGUUGGUUGUUUGUUGGUGCGGUUCGUGUAUUGUGUUGAAAUGGUUGUCACAGCUCAUCGCUCGUACAUAGGCAUGAUCAACUUCCUAUUUCUAACCGUUGGUGGAUGUUUUCUCGCUUUACUUGCUUAUUUAAUACCAAACUGGCGUUACCUCAUGCUUGCAGUGUCGUUACCAAGCUUCCUCCCCAUCAUCGCCUGGUGGUGGAUACCUCGCUCUCCCCGGUGGCUGAUCGCCAACAAUCACCUUGACGAAGCUCACGAAGUGUUGAUGAAAUACGCUAAGUACAACCACGUGACCGUGGAUUCGAAACACCUAAAACACUUGAUUCAAGAAGUCAGAAAGACCGAUGCAAGAAAGUUUGAAGAUGAGAAAUAUGGAAUUCUUGACACGGUGAAAACUCCAAAGUUACGAAAACGAACCCUGAUAAUGUUCUUUAACUGGUGCGCAAACGCGCUGGUUUUCUAUGGCCUCAACUACAACAUUAGGAAUCUGGCUGGAAAUAUGUACCUGAACUUUUUUCUUCUCCUUGUGGUAGAUUUUCCAUCCACUGCAUUAUGUUGUUAUUGCUUACAAAGGUUUGGUCGACGUCUAACGUACUCUUCAUUCAUGACGCUUGCUGGGGUAGCCUGUCUGUUAGCUCUGGCAGUACCAAGUGGUAAAGAAUACCAAGUUGCUGUCAUCGUCCUUGUGAUGUUUGCAAAAUUUUUCAUCAUUUCCACGUUCAAUUCUGUGUAUCUAUACACGGCGGAGCUUUAUCCAACGGUGAUCAGAAACAAUGGCGUUGGACUGUGUUCGAUGAUUGCCAGGAUUGGUGGAAUAACUGCUCCAUAUGUUGUUUUACUGGCUGACCUUCCAAAUCUGAGAAAAACUUUCCCCUUGUUGAUAUUUGGAGCCUUGUCUGUGGCUGCUGGUGUAAUGGCCUUCUGGCUACCAGAAACUGUGACGAGUGAAAUGCCACAGACCGUGGAACAAGCGGAGGCAUGGGAAGAGGAUUAUAAGAUCUACUGCUGUCGAAAACCUAGAAUCCAGUCUCCUCGUGGUGAAGUAGUGAAAGACGAAGAGGAUACAGCAUUAGUGUAGUUCAUUGUGUAAAUGGAAAAAGCUAAAGAACAUCCGUUUUGAUGAGUUCUUGCGAAUCAUGUUAACGACACAAACUGUUUGCAGCCAGUGGUCUCACAAGGCCACAACACAUGCAUCGCAUUUGUUAUUCCUGUAACUCGUCACUUUUUAUCGUCCUCGUGUUUACGUAGACAUUUUUUUUUCUAUUUUCCUACGUUUUACGUUUGAUGUUAGUAUCGGAUGGUUAUGAGAGACCCUUAAUAAAAUCAAGUUCACGCUUUUACAGUUAGGAUAGACUGUCUUACCGAACUACAUUAUUGAUGCAAUUUGGCUAUUCUCCUUACAGCUCCAUGAGAUUGUCUCUAAGCGUAAACUUUAUUAACUUAAUACAAACAUAUACUUAGAAGUGUUGGAGCGGAAAAUUAUCGGAAGUAACAUGGUACCGGUCAAUAUCACCAGUCCACACCGGACUUAUUUCACAUGCACUGGUGAACAUUUUUUGACUCGACAUAGCAGAACACGGUUAGCUGUCAGACACUGGCGUGGUGUGAUUUCCAUUUUC
Pocillopora verrucosa is the source of this 2271-nucleotide messenger RNA. RefSeq names its product organic cation transporter protein. Gene Ontology annotation, molecular function: transmembrane transporter activity. The record is from RefSeq and is a predicted model, not a curated record. Gene Ontology annotation, biological process: transmembrane transport. NCBI's taxonomy places the organism in Eukaryota, Metazoa, Cnidaria, Anthozoa, Scleractinia, Pocilloporidae. Gene Ontology annotation, cellular component: membrane.